This is a messenger RNA of Arabis nemorensis, 1023 nucleotides long. NCBI's taxonomy places the organism in Eukaryota, Viridiplantae, Streptophyta, Magnoliopsida, Brassicales, Brassicaceae. The record is from the annotation of a GenBank genome assembly.
AUGGCGGAAUCUGGAUUCUCACUUGUACCAGAAGACGUAGUAUUCAACAUCUUCUUCAAGCUCCAAGACGAUCCAAGAACCUGGGCUCGUCUCGCUUGCGUCUGCACCAAAUUCUCCUCGAUUGUACGAAACGUUUGCUGUAAAGCACAGUGCUACUCCGCAAUCCCCACCGUCAUCUCCGAUCUCCUCCCUUCUCCCUCCGCCACAUCCGCCUCCGCUUCAUCAUCUUCAACCGCCGCGGAUUCGUCUCUUCCUCCUCCUGGUGGUUGGGCUUCUCUUUAUAAACUCGCCGUCUGUUGUCCUGGUCUCUUCCACGCCGGAAUUCUCCUCGAAAACUCCGAUUUCGGUCUAGAACGUGAGCUUGGGCCCGAUCAAAGCUUACAUACAUCGACGGAUCCGGCUCGUAACGACGACGAAGAAGAAGUUUCGAAACCAAUCGGAUCUGGUUUAGAAACGUCUUCGUUUUGGUCACUCUACGACGAUCUAUACACUGAUACUCUCUCCGCUCCUCCCACCGAAGAUUCAGUCGACGAACAAGAAGAAGAGAUCGAAGCUAGUGGUGGUGAGAAGAUCAGACCUGGACGAGAUCUUCCGGUAAGGAAACGAAGGAAGAUUUGCCGAUCUCUAGGUUCUCAUUUAGCUUCCGGUGCUUGGAAUCUUAGCCGUGAACAAGGAAACAAGCUACUCGCGAGUAGAUUUCGUGGUGAUUGUCUAUACAUUUGUAAUUGGCCUGGAUGCAUUCACGUAGAAGAGAAACGUAACUACAUGUUGUUCAGAGGCGUUUUCAAGGAUUUCAAAAAGUCUAGAGUUUGGAGAACGAUAAACGAUGGGAAUCAUCGGAGUAAGAUUACGGGUUUGAAAUGUGCGUUUUGUUCCUGUGAUGAGACUUGGGAUUUGCAUUCGUCGUUUUGUUUGAGGAGAGUAUUUGGGUUUCAUGAUGAUGGUGAACCAGUUGUGAGAGCUUAUGUUUGUGAUAAUGGACAUGUCUCUGGCGCUUGGACUGCUUUACCUCUCUACACUUGA